AUGGCUAAAAAGAAAUGUUCAUCAUGUUGGGCAUCUCUUCCUAGAUGUCUCAUAUAUUCAAUCUUGAUAAGUUUUCUCUUCUUUCGGAUUAUAUCGAAUUCUGUCUCGCAUGCAACACUUGGAAUUCCUUUGCUCUGGAUCAUUACAAAGGAUCAAGCAUUAGCAAUCACUGACUUCCAUGGUUACUUUGUACGUCCUUUGAUCUUUGACAAUAUUCCAGAGCCCAGGCUUUUGUACAAUAUCAUUACCAAUGAAAUCUCCACUUUGCAGUUAAUUAUCCUACUUGAAGAAUACGGAACUUGCUCUGGGAAUAUUAUUUCACUAAAUGUAAUCAGGGAUGGUGAAUCUUCUAAUAGUUGCAUCAAGGUUAAAGAAUUAGCAUCAGAUUCUGGAGUUGGAAGUCUCGAAAUCAACUGCAUUGAUGCAGAAAGGAGAGCUCUUCUCAAGUUCAAGGACAAUCUUAUAUCCUAUAACAAUGACACUCUUUCUUCCUGGGGCUAUGAAGAAGAAAAGAAGGAUUGUUGCAGUUGGGAUGGAAUUGGGUGUGACAACAUAACUGGACAUGUCAUCAUGCUAAAUCUUUCACAUCUUCAACUUUCUACCAGAGGCUCUAUUCCAAAUUCUCUAGGGAACAUGACUCUCCUUACACACCUCAAUCUUCGCUAUAAUUAUUUCAUGGGUUUGAUUCUUGAAACUUUUGCCAACCUAGAGAUCCUUACAUACCUCGAUCUUAGUGGGAACAAGUUAAAUGGUUCCAUCCUAGUGAUUUUUGAGAACAUGACUAGUAGCCUUAUAUAUCUUGCCCUCGAUUCCAAUAAGAACAUGAUAGCUCUUGUCUACCUUGAGCUUCAGUUUAAUAAACCAAACUCCAUUCUUGAAACCAUUGGAGACAUGAUUUCCCUUGAGCACCUUGAUAUUGGGUUUAAUAAACUUGAAGGUGAAAUUCCCAAAUCCAUUUGGAACAUAUGCUCUUUACGCACAUUGUCCUUGCCUGUAAACAAUCUUGGUGGAGAACUCCCUGAGCUCUCUCGAUCUUCAUCCAUGUGCACAAAUCACUCUUUAGAGACUUUGUACUUACUUCACAACAAAAUAAUGGGGUUAUUUCCUUAUCGUUCAUUGUUCUCCUUUUUGAGGUCCUUAGAUCUUUCCUCAGAUCAAAUAAGUGGACAUCUGCAUCCAAGUAUUGGGAAAGUUCCUACCUUCAUUGGAUCUUUAACUCAUAUGCAGACAUUGCGUUUAACCAACAAUAAGUUUAUAGGAGAGAUACCUUUGUCAUUGAAGAAGUGCAUAGAGCUGAUUCUAAAAUGUGUCAAGAAUGUUAGAGCCACGAGAUCUGGCAAUGCUAAUGGCAAUUCUACAACAAUUGAGCAUUUGUAUAACAGCUAUACUACUUCAAUAUCAUCUGGACGGAGUUACUAUACAGACCAGAUACAAGUAAUAUGGAAAGGGAUUCUCUCAGAUUAUGGAAAUACUUUGAGGCUAGUUAAGAGCAUAGAUCUGUCGAGCUAUAUGCUUAAUGGGGAAAUUCCAACAGAAAUCAUUGAGCCCAUUGCCUUGAUUUCUUUUAACUUAUCAAGAAACAAUUUAAGUGGACAACUCCCUCAGCACAUUGGUUACUUGAAAUCCUUAGAUUCUCUUAAUUUGUCAAGUAACCACUUUUCAAGGCAAAUUCCUCCAAGCCUUGCUUUGAUUGAUCGCCUUAGUGUGCUAAACUUGUCUAACAACAACUUGUCAAGAAAAAUUCCAACAGGCACUCAACUCCAAAGCUUUGAUGCGAAUGCAUACAUGGGGAACAUUGGACUCUGUGAAUCCCGACUCUCUAAAAGAUGUCCAAGAGAAGAAGAACCAGUUGCCCCUUCUGAAUCUACUGCAGAAAUAGAUUACAAAGAUGAGUUUAUAAGAGGUGGAUUUUAUCUGAGUUUGGGGAUUGGCUUUGUUGUUGGAUUUUUGGGACUUUGUGGGACAUUAUUCUUCAACAAGUCAUGGAGGUUUGCAUAUUUCAAAUUCCUAAAUCAUUUUACAAAUUUGUAA
Ziziphus jujuba (common jujube) is the source of this 2031-nucleotide messenger RNA. Its product is annotated as leucine-rich repeat receptor protein kinase EMS1. The transcript is spliced from 7 exons. Gene Ontology annotation, molecular function: protein binding. The record is from RefSeq and is a predicted model, not a curated record. The coding region runs from base 1 to 2031 and encodes 676 amino acids. NCBI's taxonomy places the organism in Eukaryota, Viridiplantae, Streptophyta, Magnoliopsida, Rosales, Rhamnaceae.